ACCUCAGAAAUCAGUCGUCACACCCGCGAUAACGAUAACUUUGCUUUCAUCACUAAUCAGACGAUUGAUAAUUUCUUUGUCAGUGUAGCGACUCUGUCCAGCAAAGAUAGAAUUCAGCGCGGGAGGAUGGCUACUGACAGACUCAUCGCGCUGCUUUUCUGGCUGGACAUCGUCUGGUCUUCUUCGUUACGAUUUAACGUUGCUCGAAGACCGAAUACCAUCACUCAGCUGGGGACUAAGCUGUACAAAGGGGCGCUGCUGACCUCUGACCUGGCCAUUGAUGGCGUCUGGUCAGUCUUGCCGUCCCUCUGCGCCACCACCGCCACGCCACCCAACCAGAAGACGGCUCCAUUCUGGUCGAUCACCCUGAAACACGAGUACCUUAUAGAUGAACUGCAGAUCAUGUUCAGAUACAGCAGUCUGAGUCAGUACAGAGCGUACGACGUACUUGUGGAUGACAAGCUCUGUUUUCGUCGAUCUGACAUGUCCACGGAUCCUAAGCGUGUGGAGCAGAUCAAGUGCACGAGCGAAGUGCGUGGAACGAACGUUAUCAUCUCCAUACCAUCGCAGGAGAGCAGCAAGGCCAAGGAUCCACCAGAGCUCAGCAUUUGCGAGGUCGCCAUCUUCGGACAUGGCUGCAGACCCGGGUUGUUUGGCACGAACUGCAAUCAGAGGUGUGGUUUGUGCGCCCGAGGUAGGUCAGAGUGCGACCCAGAGACAGGAAGAUGCAUCGGUGGCUGCCAAGCGGGUUGGGGAGGAACACACUGCUUGAGCGCCAACGUGGCGCCGCACCAAAUAACCAACUAUGCGGGUAUCGUGGAGUACGGGAGGAGAAAGGAAGUGGAUGGCAGCACCUUCAGGGACGAUUCUUUAAGUUGUCUGUUCAUGAAAAGGCAACCAGAGAAGCCACAUGAACUGCGGUGGCAGCUGACACUGCCAAAGAAAUAUCUAAUCAAAGAGAUAAUUAUAGUUUCUCCUAGGAACAGGGCGAUGCGAUAUGGCCUUCGAAGCAUAUCCAUCACUUUAGACAACAAAUUGUGUACUUCAAUCAAAAAACAAGACAUCAAAGACGUGCACAGGCUCCAGUGCAGGUCCGGCAGGAGUGUGUACGCACAAGAGGUCACCAUCAAUGUCGACGACCGCAACAGUCAGGAAAUGUACCUUUGUGAAGUUGAGGUUCUAGUGUGCCCACAAGGCUCAUGGGGAGAUAACUGCGUGCGGCAAUGCCCACAAUGCAACAGGAAUCAGUUCUGUGACUCCAUCACUGGCCAAUGCCUGCCGUGUCCCAAUGGUGAAAAAUGUCCGUCGGGAGAAAUACAUCUUCCUUCCGCGCCGGUUGAUGAAGUGGUCGUUCAAACAGAAACAGUUGUGCAACUCGUGGAAUCUAAAUGCAGUGUAGGCUUCUGGGGGCCUAACUGUACCUUGCCCUGCAACUGUGUGGACCAUAAAGAACAGUGCUAUCAGACAGAUGGCUCCUGCAAAACUGGUUGUCGCCCUGGUUACGAAGGUCUCAACUGCCUCAAAAAGUGUGAACCAACGUUCUUCGGUCAGAACUGUGAGUCUGAAUGCCGAUGCUCGGAUGCGUUCGAGUACUGCGACUUUGUCACUGGCAAGUGCAGACAAGGUUGUGAGCAAGGAUUCUCCGGCUCCUCCUGCCAGACUCCUGUCCCUGGCGUGGAAGUACACGAAGAAUCAAACUAUAUACCCACCCUUUUUAAUUGCGAACUAGGCAUGUUCGGACCGCUGUGCACAGACAGAUGUAACUGUCGACGAAAAGAUGAGGUGUGCCAGGCGGUGACAGGAGAGUGCCCGGUGUCGGGCUGCGCCCCAGGAUUCACCCACGUGGACUGCCAAACGGAAUGCCAUGACUUAAGCUUUGGCUUGGAAUGUCAGAAAAAUUGCCGUUGUCUGGAUCCGUUGGAGGUCUGUAACAAGGCGACUGGAGAAUGCAAAAUAUCGGGGUGUUCCAAAGGGUUCACAGAGCUCGACUGCCAUACACCGUGCCAGGCCUUCACUCACGGUCCCAACUGUAAGUUCAAGUGCCGCUGUAAGGACCGGUCAGAGGUGUGUGAACCAGUCACGGGACAGUGCACAUCUGGGUGCGAGGCUGGCUUCGAUCCGCUUGACAUCUACUGUAACAAAACUUGUAAGCCGGGCACGUAUGGCCAGGACUGUGUCCAAACGUGUGGCAACUGCAUGCAAGAUACCUGUGACCCCGUCAAUGGCACGUGCAAAGGUGACUGCGACAAUGGGUGGGAAGGCGUUCUGUGCAAGAAAGAGUGCGACCCAGGUCUGUGGGGUCCACAAUGUUCCAGAAAAUGCCACUGCAAGGAUCCCAACGAGAAAUGCGAUCACAUAACAGGAGAGUGCAAGACAUCUGGUUGUCCUGCAGGCUUCUCUGGCAAGAGCUGUUACACAGAAUGCACGGAUGGGUUUUACGGUGAAAACUGCAUUCAGCCUUGCGGAAAGUGCGAGGGAGGAGGAGCCAUGUGUGACAAGAAGACGGGACAGUGCGUUAGAUGUAUACCGGGUUUUUCGGGCCAGAAGUGCGAGCAGGCAUGCAAACCGGAAUACUGGGGGAAAGACUGCACGUCAAAGUGUGGACGUUGCUUCAUGGGAGAUUGCGACGAGGGGAGUGGCAAGUGUAAGCAUGGCUGCCUCGGAGGGUAUCAAGGGGCCCACUGCCACGAAAUGUGUGUAGCAGGACGAUACGGAGACAACUGCGACAAGGUCUGUGGCAAAUGUGACAAAUAUUGCAACGCCACCACAGGUGUGUGCAGUCCAAGCGGUUGCCAAGAUAACUUCGCCGGAUCCAAAUGUUUGCACGACUGCGGGAAGCAGGGAACAUGCGAUGUCCCCUGUGGACACUGCAAUGGCGGGGAUGCCAAGUGUGAUAAGAAACUGGGCGUCUGUACCGGUACUCCCCUCUGUGAACCUGGUUAUUACGGAGUCUCCUGCAAAGACCCAUGCCCACCGGGGAAGUGUGGAGAGGGAACAACGGAUUUCUGUCUCAAUAUCUGCGGCCAUUGUUUGAUCAACGGAACCACCUGCGACUCCAGGACCUGUGGUUGUCCGGAAGGAAAGUGCCAGGCUGCCUACGAGGGGGAACUUUGCAACAAACUAAUACAUGAAAGCUGCCGCAAGCUGACAGUCUGCAUCAAGUGCCCUAACUGCCGCUUCGGUAUCGACGACUGCGAUUUCUCAACCGGAAAGUGCAAAAGCGGGUGUGCACCCGGCUACAUCGAGCCCUACUGCAACCAAACCUGCAGACGCCUGUCCUAUGGACUUGGGUGUCGGCACAGAUGCAAUUGUCCCGACCGACUAUGUCCUUGUAACCAUAUCAACGGCUCGUGUCCCUCCAGAUGUCUGCUCUUUGUCGACCAAUAUGCAGAGAAUGGCAAGAAAUAUUCAGUUUUCCGAUUCCUGAACGGAAAUAUGAGCACAUCAGUCACAGCUGGGGUAAUGACAUUGUCUUUGUUCGUCGUUGGCUUUGUGAUUCUCAUCACCAUCGUAUGUGGAAUCAGGAGGAGUGGAAAACGAAAUUUGGCAGUUGAUCAGACUGAAAACGACAAUGUUCGUCUUCAUAAUAAGAAUAAUUAACGAAGAAAAAGGCAGGCAACAUCGAAUACGUCGCAAGAAUCAAUCGAACUUUCCAUUAUUGUGGCUAAACAUAGUUCAACUAUAUGUGUCAUAGUCCUCGAAAAAACCUCUAUUUCUAUCAAUUCUUUUUGUCUCUGAUUUUGUCCUUAAAUGUUUUAUAUGUUUCGUAGGGGUUGUUUUUUUUGUGUUGUUUUUACUUUGUAGAGGUGUGGUAAGACACUCAUCUUUUUUGAAAUCUUGAACAGUAAAUAAACACUUUAUCGAUCUAAAACUAAUUAACAUUGAAAGUCGAAAUCGCCUUAGCAGUUAUCUAAAAUGUUGUAUGAUCAUAGAAGUUAAGUGUAAUAGAUAAAUGCCAAAAACUACGUAAAACGAACGCCAUGUUUGAAGAAAACAUCGUUAUAUCCAUACUUUGCAUCUUUUUUUAAAUUAACUGUUAGGAAACGAAUCAGUUUUUGUAAUUUAUUUCUUUUGAAUCUGUCAUGUCAUGUAAAUCGCGUAGAAAAUUCUAAGUCAUCAAAUUGCAAUAUUUGCAUGAUCUAUUGUUUAUAAUACAAUGUAAUAUUACGCACUUUUUUUCAAUAAAGCGCAUUUAUAUGUA
Molecule: messenger RNA, 4201 nt
Organism: Pomacea canaliculata
Lineage: Eukaryota; Metazoa; Mollusca; Gastropoda; Architaenioglossa; Ampullariidae
Product: protein draper-like
Exons: 27
Coding region: 127-3600 (1157 amino acids)
Molecular function (GO): scavenger receptor activity
Source: RefSeq, a predicted model, not a curated record